AUGGGUACACACAUUUCUGAACUCGCCAACGGACAUACGCCACCUUUAGAGCACAUUGACCUCUCCUUUGACAACAACACAGUUGACGACUCGGCUUGUGCUUUGGUCUAUAGAAUCCAGCCCAAAUGGCGAGAAGUCCCUGGGAAAAUUGACAUUGUCAAGUUCACCGACGGCAUCACAAACACGCUGCUCAAAGUGGCCAAACAUGUCCCAGGCCUAUCUCAAGCAGAAGUUGAUCAAGAAUCCAUACUCCUACGUGCCUACGGGAACAAUACGGAAAUCCUAAUCGACCGGGAUCGAGAGGCGAGAUCACAUGCUUUAUGCGCAGAACGUGGAUUGGCUCCUCCUCUGCUGGCAAGAUUCAAGAACGGGCUCCUGUACAGAUACAUCAUUGGUCAGGUCUGCACUCCCCAGGACCUCAUCCGAGAGCCUGUAUGGCGAGCUGUGGCCAAAAGGCUGGGUGAGUGGCAUGCGCGAUUACCCAUUGACGACGCUGCUGAGGAGAGUGAUGUCUCCGAUGGUGUCAAUGGUCAUAACGUGAAGAAUGAGACUCCGCCGGACGCAACCCCAGAGCUUGCGUCCAGAAGACCGGUCCCCAAUAUCUGGUCAGUAAUGCAAAAGUGGACCAGUGCUCUUCCAUGCGACACUCCCAAGCAGAAAGCUCGACAGGAGCUUCUCCAGAAGGAAUUAGAUCGAUCAUUCAGUGACCUUGACAAACAACGAGGCCCUGGAUCAGGCGGGUUUGUUUUGGGACAUUGCGACCUGUUAAGUGCCAACAUUAUUAUCCUUCCUCCGGAGAACUCCUCCGUCAGUAGUAAGAUGGAAGACGAUAUCAAGGUCUCAUUUAUCGACUAUGAAUAUGCAAUACCAUGCCCAGCAGCAUUCGACAUUGCCAAUCAUUUCGCCGAAUGGGGUGGCUAUGAUUGUGACUACAACAUGUUACCCACCAAAUCCGUUCGUCGUCAAUUUCUCCAAGACUAUCUCGAAUCGUACAAAGCCCACAGCGACAAGCCCGUAUCUGACGAUAUGCUCGACGUAUUACUUGCCGAAGUGGAUCGAUACCGUGGUAUGCCUGGAUUGUACUGGGGCAUUUGGGCUUUGAUCCAAGCCACCAUUUCACAAAUUGACUUUGAUUAUGCUUCAUAUGCAGAGGUUCGUCUAGGAGAAUAUUUUGCAUGGAGGGCAGAAGAGAACGGAAGUCAAGCCAACGAGAACGCAGAGAUGCCCCUUCGCGAAAGGAGAUGGGCGGAAUCUUAG
Molecule: messenger RNA, 1257 nt
Organism: Rhinocladiella mackenziei CBS 650.93
Lineage: Eukaryota; Fungi; Ascomycota; Eurotiomycetes; Chaetothyriales; Herpotrichiellaceae
Exons: 2
Coding region: 1-1257 (418 amino acids)
Biological process (GO): phosphatidylethanolamine biosynthetic process; phosphatidylcholine biosynthetic process
Cellular component (GO): cytoplasm
Molecular function (GO): ethanolamine kinase activity; choline kinase activity
Source: RefSeq, a predicted model, not a curated record